Messenger RNA from Lentinula edodes (shiitake mushroom), 1275 nucleotides. Its product is annotated as WD-40 repeat-containing protein. NCBI's taxonomy places the organism in Eukaryota, Fungi, Basidiomycota, Agaricomycetes, Agaricales, Omphalotaceae. Bases 1 to 1275 code for a protein of 424 amino acids. The record is from RefSeq and is a predicted model, not a curated record. Gene Ontology annotation, molecular function: protein binding. The transcript is spliced from 7 exons.
AUGUCCAACGUUAAAGCUCCUACGCCAAUACAUCUUCUGCGAUCUCACACAUCCCCUGUUGCUGCCCUGUUUGUUUCUCCCGACAACGAACGUAUAUACUCUGGCGAUGCGUCAGGUCGCGCAGUUUUAACUUCAACCAGAACCUUGCGCGCCAUCGCGUCGUGGAAAGCUCACGAAGAUGGUUUCUUGGGCAUCGAGGAAUGGGAGAAUGGAAAUGGAAUAAUCACGCACGGUAGAGACAACAAGCUUCACGUUUGGAACCGACCGGAUGAAAUUUCAAUUACUUCUGGUAUCGGCGGCUCAGCUGCUCUACCAGAUCUUCCUACACCGACUUUGAGGUUCUCGCUGGACGUGAACGCUCUGAACUAUUGCCGAUUCUCCCUCCUCCCAACAUCAAUUAUUGGAUCUACCCUAUUACCGCAAAAUUUGCCAUCGGCAAGCACAUCCACAACGGAUUCGUCGUCAGUGCUCCCUGCGCUCAUUGCACUACCCAACCUAAUUGAAUCAUCUGAGGCCGAUGUAUGGUCAUUGCCUUCAUGUAAACGCUUGCAUGCAGCAGUUGGUAAACGAGUUAAGACAUCGAUAUUCUCUGAGAAUGGUAGAACAGGAGAAGAUCCUACUGGCAUAAUAAUGUCUUUGCAUCUAUUCGAAACGACGUCCUCAUCACCUCAGUCAUCGAAAGUCACACCGGAGCUCCGGGUACUAAUAGCUUACGAAAGCGGGGACGUUACUUUGAGGCGCUACGCUAAUAUUGAGAGGCAAGCGUCGGUCGAGGGGAAGGAUUGGGAAGUCAUCUGGAACACGAAAAUACAUCAAGAAGCCAUAAUGGCCAUGCAAGUAUCCUCAGACAACCGAUUUGCCCUUACAGUUUCUGCUGAUCACAUAGUUGGCAGAUACGACUUGACUGUGAGUUGUGCUUCUACGUUACAGGAUUACUCUACCACAUUUCGCACCAAACAUCCCGGAAACGCUUGUAUCGCCAUCCGUGACGACGGACGUGUCUGUGCCGUAGGAGGUUGGGACGGAAAAGUUCGCCUUUAUUCCACCAAAAGUUUCAAACCGCUCGGAACUCUGAAAUACCACAAAGACGGGUGUCAGGCUUUGAGGUUUGCUACAUCUGUUAGUACGACGGAGCAGUCUGAGCAUGAUGAUCAUACAGAUGAGGACGAGGAUAUGUCGGUUGAAGACAAUUUGAAACGAAGCAGAUGGCUUGUGAGUGGCGGAAAAGAUAAACGCAUCGCGAUUUGGGGGUUGAUUAGUUUUGCGAAGUCCUAA